UUAAAAUUAGUUGUUGUGUGAUCUUCGAGCUUUUAUGAUGUGUCUAAAGCUAAAGCUUGUGAUCCAUUGCUGGCUGACCAUGUACUUAAUCAGGGAAGCAUUUUCUUUGGUUGAGUUUAAGAACAUAAAGUGUGAAUCGACAGAUAAGGAAUUUUGCACUUUCGACUAUUGUCACCUGAAAUCUGUGAACCGGACAUAUAAGUAUUUUUCGCUUAGAGUCAAGUUAUUAAAAGUUCCAAUAACGAAAGCAAAGGUGAAUGGGGCACUCUACCAACGACUUAAUGGAUACAAACCCUUCAUGUACAAUGUAACUGUAGACGCCUGUAAAUUCUUUAAAAAUCAGAAGUCUAAUCCCGUUGCCAGUUACUUUUACGAUUUUUUUAAAGGAUUUUCCAACAUAAAUCAUUCCUGUCCCUUCAACCAUGAUCUUGUGCUGGAUAAACUAACAGCUGAAUCUGUAAAUCACCGUUUGACUAAUAUUUUACCCUUUCCAAAGGGAGAGUAUAUGGUGAAUAUGAACUGGAUUGCCUAUGACAUCAUCCGCGCUGUCUUUAAAAUAUAUUUUAUAUUAUCGUAA
Molecule: messenger RNA, 577 nt
Organism: Drosophila rhopaloa
Lineage: Eukaryota; Metazoa; Arthropoda; Insecta; Diptera; Drosophilidae
Exons: 4
Coding region: 35-577 (180 amino acids)
Source: RefSeq, a predicted model, not a curated record